UUCACCUUCUUCUCAAACCCAACAAAAGAAAAAAAAAACAAAUUUUAAAGUACAACACACCUUCAAAAUCCUCUCUUCAAAUCUCCAAAACCCUCUUAUUUUCUUCUCUUUGGCCUCAAUGGCUUCUUCUUCUUCUCAAAAGUUCAAUAUUCUUUCAAAGCUUUCAACCGUUAUCUUCUUCCUCUAUCUCUCCACUUUUGCUUCUGCUGCAACCCUAAAAGUUGGUUUUUAUCGUUCAUCUUGUCCCAAUGCUGAGGCUAUCGUUAAGAAAGUUGUAAACAAAGCCAUCUCUCUGAACCCCGGUGCGGCGGCCGGCCUCAUUCGAUUGCACUUCCAUGAUUGUUUUAUUAGGGGUUGUGAAGGUUCUGUGCUGUUGAAAUCCACUCCUGGACAUCCAACUGAGAGAGAUCAUCCUUCAAACUUUCCAAGUUUACAAGGUUUCGAGAUUAUUGAUGAAGCCAAGGCCUAUCUUGAGUCUGCUUGUCCCAACACUGUCUCUUGCGCUGACAUCCUUGCCUUUGCUGCUCGUGAUAGCGCUCGUAAAGUUGGAGGAAUUAAUUAUGCAGUACCAGCUGGUCGUCGUGAUGGACGCAUCUCAAUAAAAGAAGAGGCCAGUCGUCUUCCUUCUCCCACCUUCAACAUUGAACAACUCACCCAAAAUUUUGCUGAGCGAGGGCUAUCGAAGACAGAUAUGGUAACUCUUUCUGGCGCCCACUCGAUCGGAGCAGCUCGAUGCCUCACCUUCUCCAAUAGGCUUUAUUCCUUCAACGCAACCCACAAUCAAGACCCUUCCAUGAACCCAAAAUACGCAGCUUACUUGAAGACCAAAUGCCCACCACUAACUAGCAACGUUGGAGGCCAAAAUGCUCAGCCGCUCGAGGCGGCCCUUGACUUUACGACCCCGAAUCGUCUAGAUAACCAAUACUACAUCGGCUUGACUAAGCAUCAAGGACUAUUGAGCUCUGAUCAAAUAUUGUUGAGUAGCCCUUCCACAUCAAAAUUAGCGUUGGUUUAUGCAAAGUAUGGCUCGAUAUGGGCCUCCAAUUUUAAGAAGUCUAUGGUUAAAAUGGGUUCCAUUGGUGUCCUCACUGGAUCACAAGGCGAGAUUAGGCGUCAGUGCAGCUUUGUGAAUUGAUAUAUACAUAUGACUACGUUUUGAAUUAUUGUUUGUGUUUUGUGAAUUAUUUCUUGUUUUUAUUUUUUGUUUGUUUGAAUUCACUAUGUUAUUUUCUAUGUAUAUGUUUAAAUUUUAAUGUAGCUAAUUUGAGAGAGUGGAUGUUUUCUCUUGUUUUUGGUUUGUUAUUGUUGUAACUCUUUCAUGCAUGUAUUCAUGAUUUUGUAGUUGAAUAUAUAAUAUGUAUUCUUGUUGAAAAGCA
Molecule: messenger RNA, 1376 nt
Organism: Cucumis sativus (cucumber)
Lineage: Eukaryota; Viridiplantae; Streptophyta; Magnoliopsida; Cucurbitales; Cucurbitaceae
Product: peroxidase 5
Exons: 3
Coding region: 119-1135 (338 amino acids)
Biological process (GO): hydrogen peroxide catabolic process; response to oxidative stress
Cellular component (GO): plant-type cell wall; plasmodesma
Molecular function (GO): peroxidase activity; heme binding
Source: RefSeq, a predicted model, not a curated record